AUGAGUGCAAAAUAUCCAACCAAUAUGAGUUGCCGAGAGGCCUUUGAUCAGUUGACGAGUUGUUAUUCGAUCGGAGGUCAAUUCAGAAACUAUUAUAGAUAUGGAGAUUUUACAUCAUGUGAUAAGCAGGUAUCAAAAUUCAAGUUUUGCAUGGUCCAUGGAAAUGACCCUGUCAAAGUACAGGAAUGGUAUAAAGAACAGGUUUCCAAUAACAAAGCAUUGGAAAACAGCACUGGUAUCAUAUGGCAGGAGAAAGAUAUUACUGCGAAGAAGUAA
Molecule: messenger RNA, 276 nt
Organism: Saccharomyces mikatae IFO 1815
Lineage: Eukaryota; Fungi; Ascomycota; Saccharomycetes; Saccharomycetales; Saccharomycetaceae
Gene: EMI1
Product: Emi1p
Exons: 1
Coding region: 1-276 (91 amino acids)
Source: RefSeq, a predicted model, not a curated record